CGGAUUUUUCAGGAUGUGGGGACUGUUUGUUUACGAGUCCAAUCAAAUUCCGAGCCAUGGAUAUCAGAAAAACCUGAACCCGAACGGAGAUCAGAAACUGACCACCGACGCCGUUUCUUCUCUAUACAUUCUUUGUUCCAAUGGCGGCGAUCAUAAACUCCAAUUCAUUUAUCUUAACCACCGCCCCAAACGCCCGGCGAAGCUUCAAGAGCCACCGGAGACAGUUCGCCGUCUACGCCAAAAGUUCUGGAACAUUCUCUUCGUUUCGCUUGGGGAAAUCGAGCAAUGAAUCGCCGUCGUCCGAUGACGCUCCGGCUGAAGAUUCCGCUAAUUCGAAUCCGUUUCGUUUCGCUUUUGGAAAGGUACCGGAUGUGAAGUCUCUGAUUCCAGUCGUUGGCGAGCCUUCGUCGGGUUUGUCGUUCGGGAACGCGAGGCGUAAGGAUUCUAACACGGUGUUUGUCGCUGGUGCUACUGGUCAGGCUGGCAUUCGGUUAGCGCAGACGCUGUUGCGAGAAGGUUUCAGUGUUCGUGCUGGUGUGCCGGAGCUUGGUGCUGCGCAAGAAUUGGCUCGUCUUGCUGCCAAGUAUAAGGUCAUAUCGAAUGAAGAAUCAAAGCGGCUAAACGCCGUUGAAUCCUCCUUUCAAGACGCGGAAGCGAUUGCCAAGGCGAUCGGAAACGCCAGUAAAGUGGUUGUCACUAUUGGCGCAGGAGAAAAUGGUCCAACCUCCGAAGUUACCACAUCGGACGCUUUGCAAGUAAUUCAGGCAGCGCAGCUCGCCGGAGUAAGCCAUGUAGCAAUUGUCUACGACGGCAAUGCAUCAAGCUCCUCCACCUACAAUGUACUUGACGGCCUUUCUUCAUUCUUCAACAAUCUUUUCUCCCGAUCUCAGCCGUUGUCCGUGGUGGAGCUCUUGCAGAAAAUAGCCGAAACUGACGUCGGUUAUACUUUCAUCAAGACGAAUUUGGUCGAAGACUUUGCGCCUGAGCGGGCCUAUAAUGUUGUCGUCGGAGCUGAAGGAAGCGUUAGUUCAAACGACUACAAAGUGGCAAAGUCACAGAUAGCAUCGUUGGUGGCCGGCGUUUUCUCGAACACGGCGGUGGCCGAGAACAAGGUUGUGGAAGUGUAUUCUAGUCCAUCUGCACCCUCAAGCUCAGUAGAUCAACUUUUCAGUGCCAUUCCCACGGAUGGUAGAAGACAAGCUUAUGCAGAAGCACAAGCCAAGGCAAAAGCAGAGGAAGAAGCCAUAAGAACAGCUGAAAAAGCUCGUGAAGAAGCAGAAGCCGCAAAGAAACAGGAAGUGGAAGCUGCUAAAGCCAAAAGACUCUCAGAAAAGGUAGCCGCCCAAGCUUCUCCUUCUUCUUCUUCUUCUCUUACAGAAGAAUCCCAAAAGCAAGAAUCAGAUCAAAUCGCUUUCUUUAAUUCCUUCUUGAACAAAGCCAAGGAUUUCAGUUCAGAACAAUCCCAAAAGCUCAAAAAGCUUUCAGAAAAGGAACCUCGACCAGCCAAAGAAGAGGCCCCAGAAAAGGCUGACAAUGGAGCCAAUUUAGUGAACGACUUUUUCAACAAAGCGAAGGGCUUUGGCUCGGCACAGCCAUGGGAGAAACUAGCUUUUCAACUACCAAAAGCAUCUGAGGAAUCAAAUGCUCAAAUAGCCACAGUGAGAGGACAAGCCAAAGCUCGAGCAUUGCCACCGAAGAAAGCAUCGGUAAGACAAACACAAAAGACCAAUUCAAAGCCUUCUUUUGCUCUGAAGCAGAAAGAAAACUCAAAGCCUAAAGCAGCAGCCAAAGAGGAGACAAAAGCAGAGGUAAGGAAAGUUUUUGGUGGUCUCUUUAAGCAAGAAACCAUAUAUGUUGAUGAUGAUUAGGAAGAAUAUUGUUUCUCUGACUUUCUAUGGCUGAUUGAACUCUUUGAAGAUCUUAUUUUAUUUUGUGUAUUUAAAUUGUAAUCUAUAUAUGUAUCUGUUUUUAUGAGGGUUGGUUACUUGGUUUUACAAGAUCCUGCAAAGAAUAUGUGAGCUUCUUGUGUGAUUGUGACGUUCACAAUUGUUUUUGGCAAUUGAGAAGCAAAUUAUUCAAAAAUGAAUUAAA
This is a messenger RNA of Benincasa hispida (wax gourd), 2091 nucleotides long. RefSeq names its product plastid transcriptionally active 16 (gene PTAC16). The record is from RefSeq and is a predicted model, not a curated record. NCBI's taxonomy places the organism in Eukaryota, Viridiplantae, Streptophyta, Magnoliopsida, Cucurbitales, Cucurbitaceae.